Orycteropus afer afer is the source of this 1738-nucleotide messenger RNA. RefSeq names its product tropomodulin 3 (gene TMOD3). Lineage: Eukaryota; Metazoa; Chordata; Mammalia; Tubulidentata; Orycteropodidae. Gene Ontology annotation, cellular component: striated muscle thin filament; myofibril. The record is from RefSeq and is a predicted model, not a curated record. Gene Ontology annotation, biological process: pointed-end actin filament capping; muscle contraction; myofibril assembly. Gene Ontology annotation, molecular function: tropomyosin binding.
UCAAUAGCUUUAAGAAAAAAGUAGAAAUCACUUCUGACUGCACUGAAUAUAGCAAAAAUCAAGUGACUUCCUACACUGCAAAUUAUGGCCCUACCAUUCCGGAAGGACUUAGAAAAAUACAAGGACCUUGAUGAAGAUGAGCUUCUUGGCAAUCUGUCAGAAAUAGAACUGAAGCAACUGGAAACUGUUCUUGAUGAUCUUGACCCUGAGAAUGCUCUUCUGCCUGCAGGGUUCCGACAGAAGAACCAGACAUCAAAAUCCGCCACAGGGCCAUUUGAUAGAGAACACCUUCUUUCAUAUCUGGAAAAGGAAGCAUUGGAGCAUGAGGACCGGGAAGACUAUGUGCCCUACACUGGGGAAAAGAAAGGGAAAAUAUUUAUCCCUAAACAGAAACCUGUGCAAACAUUUACAGAAGAGAAAGUAUCUCUUGAUCCAGAAUUAGAAGAAGCUUUGACAAGUGCUUCUGAUACAGAAUUGUAUGACCUUGCAGCUAUUCUUGGGAUGCACAAUUUGAUAACGAAUACACAGUUCUGUAAUGUAGUCGGAAGUAGUAAUGGUGUUGGCCAAGAGCAUUUUUCAAAUGUGGUAAAAGGUGAAAAGAUUCUUCCAGUAUUUGAUGAACCACCAAAUCCAACUAAUGUUGAAGAGAGUUUAAAGAGAAUUAAAGAAAAUGAUGCUCGUCUUGUUGAAGUUAAUCUGAAUAAUAUAAAGAAUAUCCCAAUUCCCACCCUAAAAGAUUUUGCCAAGGCUUUGGAAACCAACACCCAUGUGAAGUAUUUCAGUCUUGCAGCCACUCGGAGCAAUGACCCUGUUGCUGUUGCUUUUGCAGAUAUGUUGAAAGUGAACAAAACUUUGAAGAGUUUAAAUAUGGAGUCCAACUUUAUUACAGGAGCUGGGAUUCUAGCACUGCUUGAUGCUUUAAGAGAUAAUGAAACCCUGGCAGAGCUCAAGAUUGACAACCAGAGGCAGCAGUUGGGGACAGCUGUAGAAUUGGAAAUGGCCAAGAUGCUGGAGGAAAAUACAAAUAUCCUUAAAUUUGGAUAUCAGUUUACACAGCAGGGACCCCGAACCAGGGCAGCUAAUGCUAUAACAAAAAACAAUGAUUUAGUUCGCAAGAGACGAGUUGAAGGAGAUCAGCAGUAAGUCGGCCAGGAUUUAAUCUUUGGAAGACUUCAGAAGACCACCAGGGGCUCGUGUGUUGGUGAUAUCAGAUGUAAAAUUCUCCUGGGUGGAAGGGAAAAGACUGGAAAUCUCCCUCUCUCUUUCUCUGUUUCUCUUUAAACUGUAUGUAUCUUUAUUCUAGUUGUUACUCGCUUCAAAUAGUAAAAUCAAUCGUUAAGUGAUCUUUUAUAUUUUGAAGAAUUAUGUCAACUUUCUGCUAGUAUCAGUUUUAAUUGAGCUAAAUUAAAUAGCUUAUGAUGAGUCUUGGAUAAAAAUACGCAAAUGUAAAAAAGUUUUAGAAAUCCUUUACGUAGAAGAAUUUGAACAUUUUGAGGACCAAUUUUUUUAAAUAAAAAAGGGACAUUGCUGAUACCAAAAUUGCUAUUUCUCUAUAUAGGUAUGAGGCGCCUCGAAGCUCUCCUUUAUCUAUGACCUGGGGACUUUUCCAUUUUUUAAAAUACAUGAACUUGUCAAGGGUGUGUUCUUCUCCUGUACUAAGAGAACAAAAUGCCAAGAUUUUAAAACAGAUGACUUAAAAUACGGUCAUCUGUUUAAAAGCAAAAGCAGGUCUCCCUCC